UCGGUCGACGACUCAAGCGGCUCAGCCGGCAUAUUUUCACGUGUUUGUAUUCAACAGACGAUUAACGUUUUUGCAGUUAGUACACGCGUCAAUAGGUAUUAUUCAGCAAGAAAUUUAUGUUUGAGUAGGUCAAUUCCCUGGAAUAUUUCGCCAAACAUUUUUAUUUUCAUUAAGCGGAUAAUUGCCAUUUAAUCUUGAAUCGGUAAAUCAGUGCCGUGCAAUGUGAGAUUGCGCGCGGUAUACGUGCGUGGAACAUGCUCAGUCAUGGGAUCACAACGCGCGCCCGUAGCCGGCGACUCUGUAAAUCCGCUUAGACGGAAAUUCUGAUUAUAUCAAUUCUAACGAAGCCAUUUCCACUUGAUUGAAUUGCUGCUGCUUUAUUACAAUUAAACCCGGCUCCUUGCCAUUUUCCUUUACACACCAGCGUAUACACAUACGUUGCAAGUCUUCCUGGGGAUAAUCAAAAGUGACAAGGAUCCCACAACAUUACCGCUCCGAUAUGCAGUAAGUUUUUCACGACGCAUGUAUGCAAGUUGCCGAUGAUUGUGGUCAGUGCAUCUGUCGCAGGAUAUCAUCUGUAACGUCUAACCCGGUAUUCACGUAAUGCCAUGGCCACCAUUGCGAUAGUCGCUAUUGUACGAAUUACUGCUUUUUUUCUGAAUUGCGUUUAACCGCGAAUAAAUAUCACCAUGAAAUGCGGAAUUUUACGGAAAUGAUCCCAUUGUCAAAUGGUCCGAUUUGUUGCGGGAGAAUGUAUGUUGGUAUUCUGGCCUGGAGGCAAAUAUAAAUACACAGAAGCGGUCGGCAAUUUCGCAUACUGCGUGGAUAAAUGGAGUAUAAAUGACUUUCUGUGAAUGAGAGAAUAUUGAAACCAGGAUCCGGAAGAAUUUUGCAGCCACUCAUCCGACUCUGUUGAAAGAUAUCCCCGCGUCAUCAUUCCGCAUAAUUAUAUUUCCGCCGCCAAAUUGACGCGCACAACUACAGAUCAUCGUCCUGUUCACCGCAAAAAGAACCAUGCAGCCGGCAACAGUGAAUUUAAUGCUGCACUGUAGCCUUUGUUCAGUACAUCGUUAAUACGAAUUAAUCGCACACCAGGACUAUUUAUUUCUUUUUAUUUCAAUCUUAAUCAUUAAAUGCGUCAGUGGAUGCGCGAAGCACGCAGUCUAUCCGGGGCGGCAGUAUGGGCAGCACCGAACAGUAUCCCCUCGAUGAUGUCGAUCUGUACAAGACCGGCAAUAUCUCGGUAUUAUCGGUAGCGGAUUAUGAUUUUGAUACGGUGUUGGAUGAUCAUUAUACACUGCCUAAUGAGGUCCAAGUGGGAUUAUUUUUUCUCUACGGUAUCAACAUUUUCAUAUCGGUAGCCGGCAAUAUUGUCGUCAUCUUCGUCUUUACGUACGGACAUAAAUCCCGCACGGAACUGGCGCCGUUCCUCAUUAAUCUCGCCGUUUCCGAUCUCAUCAUGGCCAUCGCCUGUAUGCCCUUUACAUCCACCCAAGUUUUAUUGGGCAAAUGGAUUUAUCCACAUUUUCUUUGUCCGGCCGUCUCCUUUAUGCAGCACACAGCGGUGUCUUCCAGUAUCUACACCCAGACGUUCAUCUCCAUCGACCGGCUGCGCAGUAUCUGUCGGCCGUUUCGGACGCGCGGCGCCAAAUCCCCGCGUGACCUUUGCAAGAUUCUCGGCUUUAUCUGGCUAUGGUCAUUAGCGCAGGCCAGUGUCCAGUUCUACGUCAGUAAAGUGCAACCGUUACACACCUAUGACGUCACCAACGGUUCCAUGACCUAUUUGUGCCUGGAGACAUGGCCGUCGUGGCCGUAUGAUCAGUCGAUCGACUGGAGCAGUAUCUACAGUCGCUUCUACACAAUCUGUGUUUUUUCCGUGGAUUAUGUUAUACCGCUGCUGUGCAUCGGCUGUGCAUACACGUAUGUUGGGCGGAAACUCUGGGAGCGGACAACGCCGGGUGAGGCAUCCGAUUCCCGGGAUAAGGUUCAGUUGCAGUCCAAAAGAAAGGUAGUCAAGAUGCUGGCUCUGAUGGUGCUCUCGUUUGGAAUCUUAUGGCUACCGCUGCAAACAUUUUUUCUCCUCCAUGACUUCUCAACGUUUCUGACAGAUCUCCGGCCCAAAUACUAUCAUACCUUGUUUGUCACUUGUCACUUUGUGGCUAUGCUUUCUGUCAUCGUUAACAUCAUAAUUUACGUACUGGUCAACAAUAAUUUUAAAAGUGAUUUUCGCUAUUUGAUGCGCAAGUACUGCUGGAAGCGUCUGCCCCAUUCCGAAGCGCACCGGCAAGCCGUGGCAUUGCGUCGCACGCCGGCUAUCCACUACCAUCGUCGCCCGGUACAACUUGCCAAGGGCUAUUAUUCCAAUGAAAACUCCCAAUCAUCCCCCGUGCAUCCCUACAAACGCCCAAUAUCCGUUCCCUAUGAUCUGCAGUAUGUCCGUUGCGGGAAGACUUUCCUGCAGCAGCCCAACGGUUCCGUGAAACUGCUCACAGUCGGGCAGAACGGCACGACGACCAGCGUGCGCUGUAAUGGCACCACGCCCUUGUCGACGUCACCGAUGCGUUCUUACAGUCAAAGGUCAUUACCCAACAUCAGGCCGGCAUCGAAACGGGGCAAUUUCUCGGAUUAUUCUAGUAAUUAUUCCGAUGUCUAAUCUACAUUUAAUUUUCUUAAUUAGAAAUUGUAAAAGCUUAGUAGAAGGUAUACAUUGCACGGCAUAUGCAGUGGUAUGUGCGUUGUACGAGUAUACGGUGAUUUUUGCAGAUUUUAUAGUUUUAUAUAACUAUUCAAAGAGAAGACUGUGAGCUUAAAUUAAUAAAGCACAA
Messenger RNA from Paramacrobiotus metropolitanus, 2825 nucleotides. RefSeq names its product substance-P receptor-like. The transcript has 6 exons. Gene Ontology annotation, cellular component: membrane. Gene Ontology annotation, molecular function: neuropeptide Y receptor activity. The record is from RefSeq and is a predicted model, not a curated record. Gene Ontology annotation, biological process: G protein-coupled receptor signaling pathway. NCBI's taxonomy places the organism in Eukaryota, Metazoa, Tardigrada, Eutardigrada, Parachela, Macrobiotidae. Bases 1181 to 2653 code for a protein of 490 amino acids.